Molecule: messenger RNA, 1479 nt
Organism: Colletotrichum gloeosporioides
Lineage: Eukaryota; Fungi; Ascomycota; Sordariomycetes; Glomerellales; Glomerellaceae
Exons: 5
Coding region: 1-1479 (492 amino acids)
Cellular component (GO): Cul4-RING E3 ubiquitin ligase complex
Molecular function (GO): protein binding
Source: RefSeq, a predicted model, not a curated record
AUGGCACCCCAACAACGGAUGCAAAUCCCUGGAUUCUACUAUGACGAGGAGAAGGGAAAGUACUUCAAGAUCGAAAAGGCGCAGUCGGCGCCGCAGAACGCCGCGUGGUCCGCAGAGAGCGUCAAGCGGCGUAAGGUCAAGCAUCGCGAGGCCGAGGCCGUCGCCGCGCGCCAGGAAAGGCUUAAGCGGCACAUUGUCCGGUCCGCCGUGCUCCGGGACCCCCUCCUCGGCGGAUUCCUCGAAGCCGAGCUCGGCGUUGUGAAGAGAGAGAGGAAGAUCCGGAGCGGUGGCGGCGGCGGCAGUAGCUUUGGGGUGAAUGACGUCCCUGCCGCUGCGUGGGCGAGGGGGUUGACGGACAAGGGGGAUGUGCCGUUCGUGCCCAGCUUCGCGACGGGGAGGUUUCCCAACAUCCCGUGCUUUUGGAUCGGUGGGCACGACGACAAGACGGGGCUCGGGGUCGCGUAUGCGACUGUUGACGAAGAGACUGUGAUCGGGUCGUAUAUACCCACCAACCAGAAUGACGAGAUAUCCUUCAGUACAGAUGCUUCCAGUCGUCCGGAGCAUCGGCUGUCGCAUCGCCAUGAGAUGAUUGGCUGCCCUCAGAUCUCAUCCAUCAACUACCACCCUAACUCACACCGUAUGAUCAUAACAUCACGGGAACCGAGUAACAAUACAAACCUCUACCUCUUUUCGCCGCCACGGUCUGCCCCAAACGACCACCGGCCGCAGUGGUUGCUUGACAGGGCUAACAACCUCCGUCACAUCUCUUACCGCAGCGGCCGCCACGAGGGUGUCGUCAACUCAACGACCAUAGGACCGCCUUCCUCAUCCAACCUAAUCUGCGUCAUCGGCACCAGCUUCGGUCUGCUCAGGCUCAUGGGCGACGAGCGCGUCAGAUGGCUCGGCCCGCCCCGGCCCCGCCCUGGCCCCCCGGAGGGCGACUUCUUCACCUCGUCCUUCCUCCCGGACAACCCCAACGUCCUGUUCGCGGGCGGUCGAAAUCCCACCAUAAAGCUGAUGGACAUGCGCACGAUGUGGGACCACUGGGAGCUCCUCCCCAUCGGGCCCGUCGCACACCUGGAGGCCGUGAACCCGCACCAGUUCGUCGCGGCGGGGCCGCGGUCGCGGAUGGCCGUGUUCGACAUACGGUACCGCCGCUUGCUCCCGAACGGCGUGCGACCGGUGGUUGAGUUCGAGGGGUACAAGAACGAGGCGCACAUGCACAUCGGCUGGGCCGUCGACGCGGACGCCGGGGUCGUGGCGGCGGCGCACGAUGACGGGGCCGUGGGGAUGUAUUCGCUGCUGUCGGGGCGGAGGCUGCGGUGUCCUGCUGUGGACGGGAUCAAGGGACGGACGCCGAUUAAGAGUUUGAGAUUCACGGCUAUGCCGGGGAAGCGGCACAAGAGCUUGUUUGUUGGAUUGGGACCGAAUUUGAAGAUGAUUAGUGUUGGUGCCUUGGGGGCGGAUGAUGAGUGUUGA